GCGGAAGUUCCCUCCCACACGCCAAUCUCGUCAGCAGAACUCCGUGGGUUACUUUGCUAUCGAAGAUGUUGUGAUUUUUCCUCUCCUUCGUUCACCAACCAAUAUUAAAGCUGGCGGCGAUGAACGGUUGAGAGAGAGGUGGGCGACGGUUGCGGCUAGAAACCUACCUGUCUGGCCAUAAAAAAAACGCAACAUUGGUUCUACCCGAUGAUUACUCUAUGUUCUUGUCUGGUUGUUUCUGCUGCUGCUACGUUUGUCGCAAUUGUCGUCCCUGUCGUCUCUCCGUCACCACGACCGUCGUCGUCUCCAACAGCAUCAUUAUUAACAACAACAACGAGCGAAACUGGAUUCUCAGACUAGGGCCAAUGUUGAUUUCAAGCCGAUCAAAAGGAUGAAGAAGCGCCGCGAACUGGACGCCUUGGUCGGCAACGGGAAACUUCGUCGAAAAUGUCGAGGUAGUGGCCAAGAACUACUACGGCCAAACUCUGGUGGAGAUGAUGACACCGACUCCUCUGAAACCGAAUUUACUGUUCCCACGCAAAAGGCUAUCAUUAGAAAACGGAGUCGUUCGAAUGUAUGUACCACAUGCUUGACUGUCUCCGGUUUUUUAGUCUUGGUAGCUUGUCUUGUUGCCUGUGGAACUCUGCUUUGGAUGCAUUUUGCACUACGGAAAAAUUUGGACUACUUUCAGAAAAAAUUAGAAACAGUUGAAAGAAAGAACCAGUUUACACCUGAAGAAUUUCAAAGGCUUCACACACAAAUUCAAGAGUUGAACAAAACUCUCAAUAACUACAAAUCUGGCAAAAAUGGCCUCCAGGCGAUUCUUUAUAACGUCACCUUACUUACAAAGGAAAUUGCCACUCUCAAAGAAAAUUCAGCCAGUUUACAAAAAAGUCUUGACAAAGCUCCUUCUCUUGAAUCAUUGCCAACUGAAGUAGAGACUAUAUCAAAGAAUCUGAGAAGCCAAGGAAGUGACUUAGCAGCAUUCAAAACCCAAGUAGAGCAAGAGUUCCAGGUUGAUUCUGCCAGCUUUGAGAAUAUCACUGCAAGUAUGAAAGAAAUGAGAGCAGAUAUUAAACAACUUCAAAUUGAGAAGGGACAUGCUGAUAACUUUACAUAUGAUUUUACCAGAUUAACUACCCAAUUCCAAGAAGAUUUGAACUCCACAGAAGUUAAACUCAAGGACCAGAUUUUACAGCUACAAAAGCAGUUCUAUAUUUUUGAAUCCCAGCUUAACGAGACAACCACAGCUGCUAAUAAUACAACUACUACCACCACCAGCACAGACGUCACCACCUCCACUACAAAUCCUCCGACCAACAGCAUUCCUAGUAGCACAGGCUCAACAAAGGCAGCUACUAAAAAAUAGCUCAGACUCUUCUUGCUUUGAAUAUAACCCUUGUCUCUGUGAGAGAUGAUUGUUCCAUAAACCUACACCGCAGCAUCCACCAAUUGAGAAAGAUGAGUGAGAGAGAGAGAGAGAAAGGAAGAAAUAUGACAGUUUUGUUUUGUUGUUACCUUGUUAUACUGUUACUUUGUCUGUUUGUAUUAUUAACUUUGGUCACCCACAGCUUCCAGACUUAUUGUGAUAAGUGAACAGUUGUAUCAAUAUUAUCACUAACAACACCUCUACUACUACUACUACUCAAACCAUAGCUUCCAGACAUAUUGUGAUAACAGAUAUAUCAGGACUAGUGUUAACACAACCUAUAUUAUACUCUUCUAACCCACACAACCCACAUAUUCAGUUUGUAACCCGUUUCCUCCUGAGAAGGAACUUUCUAUACCAAAGUAGCAGCUGUUUCUUUUGGGCCUUUUUUAUUGUUUUUCUAAACUUUUUUUUUUUCGGAAAUACUAACUUGGACUGCAAUCCAUCUGUGCUAGAUCCCUCUUUCUAAUGUAAGUUUGUACACACACACACACACACACGCACCUACACAUACACAGUACUACUACACCCCACCCCCUCCUCCCCGACCAGUGUUCUAGUAUCUUCAGUUACACAGGAAGCUGUAUAUCACUAAACAGUGAAAUGUUUCAAAAGCACCAUUAUUUCAUGAGUGCAUCAUUUGAUUCCGGUUGGUACCAGUAAUUAGGUAUUGCUCAUCAGUUCUAAGAUAACAAAUCUAAUACUUCUUCAUUAGGUACUAAAUUGGUAUAAAACAAAAACAAAGACAAAAACAAACAAAAGAACUUGGUACUCAUUGCCAUGACCAAUAAUAUUUUGAUAUAGUACAUUGCCACUAGUACUGAUUGGUAUCAACAUUGUUAUAUCAAUGAUUACUGUGUGUCUGUUGGUAGUUGGUACUACCAGUAAUUCUUUCAAACUGAAUUUUUUUCAGAAAGAAUGGGAACAGAGAUUUAACAACAAAAAAAAA
This is a messenger RNA of Octopus sinensis (East Asian common octopus), 2378 nucleotides long. Its product is annotated as EF-hand calcium-binding domain-containing protein 14. Bases 392 to 1369 code for a protein of 325 amino acids. The transcript is spliced from 8 exons. Lineage: Eukaryota; Metazoa; Mollusca; Cephalopoda; Octopoda; Octopodidae. The record is from RefSeq and is a predicted model, not a curated record.